AUGCUGUGGAAUGGCAAUGCCGGCGCGGAUGGGCCGUCUGAGAGGAAGGAGGAGGACUGGAUUUGGGCCUCCAAGUGCGAUUUACGGCAACUCGGAGGUGAGGCGUUUUUAAAAACUAUCGAGGAUCUUUUUCCUUCUGCCGCCUCUCGCGUGCAGACGCUUGGCAAGGCCCUGCAGGGGUGGCAGGUUGGGGUGUGGGAGUAUGCGGAACACUGGCCCUCGGCAAGAGAGCAGGUGGAGGGGACUUUUAAAUGGAGCGUUGAGAAGAGCGCAGACAACACGGUACGCCGCCGUCGGAUUUCACGUCGACGAGUGAAUAUUCGCCUAAUGGCUGAGUGCGAGAGGCUCUCAAAGCAGCAUAUCACGGAGCUUCAAAACUUGCGUGAGGAAUUAAACCUUUAA
Messenger RNA from Phytomonas sp. Hart1, 402 nucleotides. NCBI's taxonomy places the organism in Eukaryota, Euglenozoa, Kinetoplastea, Trypanosomatida, Trypanosomatidae. The record is from the annotation of a GenBank genome assembly.